AUGCGCAUUUGGCAGAUGCGCGUUGGUGGGUGGUUGGUGGGCCAGUCUGACGUUCUUUCAUUAUCUACGGGUGCGGUGCUUGGUCUUCUGUGGCGUUUGACCCUGGACUUGGACGGCCUGCACUCGAAUUUGUUUUGCUUUUCCGUCGCCCUUGUCAACGGCUGGCUGAUCGGCCUCCUGCUGUGGAUGCCGCUCCUUGUGUGGUUCAGCACCGUGCUGGACCACGUGUCCCGCGUGCGUUCACUGGGCCUCGAGGGCUUUUGCCUCGAGUGGGUGCUGCUGGUGCUGGGCCUGCGCGGGCCGCCGGCGCGGCACGCCGCGCAUGGAGACGAGAGCGCCGGCGCGCGGACCGUCCGCUCCGAGGCCGCAGCGG
Molecule: messenger RNA, 373 nt
Organism: Prorocentrum cordatum
Lineage: Eukaryota; Dinophyceae; Prorocentrales; Prorocentraceae
Source: the annotation of a GenBank genome assembly